UCUGGGCCUCUUUCCUCACCUGAUGGUUUAAAAGUUGUGAGAAGUAACAAAGUGGCCAACUGAGACCUGGUCAGACCCUGAAGAGGAUGUUCCUGGUCCUGGUCUUCCUGGUGGCUGUCCUGCCAGUCAACGCUGAAGGAGGGGAAAUCAUAUGGGGUACAGAGUCCAAACCUCACUCCCGGCCCUACAUGGCAUUCAUAAGGUCUAAGGACACCAAACUCUUUCGCUGUGGUGGUUUCCUGGUGGCAAGAGACAUCGUAAUGACAGCAGCUCACUGUAAUGGAAGCACCAUAAAUGUAACCUUAGGAGUUCACAAUCUCAAGAAACAGAAAAACAUCCAGCUCAUUCCUGUCCGUAAAGCCAUACUUCACGAGGGCUUUAACAAUGAAACACUGGUCAAUGACAUCAUGCUCCUGAAGCUGGAACGAAAAGCUCAACUCAACAGUGCUGUGGAUACUAUUGGCCUUCCAAAGAGCAAGGACUGGGUGAAACCUGGGCAGGUGUGCACAGUGGCAGGUUGGGGAAGCUUGGCCAAUUGCAAUUCAUCUAACACACUCCAAGAAGUGAAUCUAGAAGUUCAAAAAGGCCAGAAGUGUCGCAGCAUGUCCCAAACCUACAACGACUCCCUCCAGCUCUGUGUGGGAAAUCCCAGUGAGAAUAAGGCUACUGGUAAGGGUGACUCUGGGGGACCCUUUGUGUGUAAGGGAGUGGCCCAGGGCAUUGUCAGUUGUCAAUUGUGUACUGGGACACUUCCUCGGGUAUUCACCAGAAUUUCCAGCUAUAUGCCUUGGAUUCGGAAAACAAUGAAACUCCUGCAAGAACCCUAGAACACAAAACCUGUGCUGGGCCCGUGUCCAGCAUCCUGGGUAUAGUUGUCUGAGCCUUAAUAAAGAAAUCUGUCUGCAGGAAA
Messenger RNA from Mus pahari (shrew mouse), 910 nucleotides. RefSeq names its product mast cell protease 8. Gene Ontology annotation, biological process: proteolysis. The transcript is spliced from 5 exons. Gene Ontology annotation, cellular component: intracellular membrane-bounded organelle; cytoplasm. The coding region runs from base 87 to 827 and encodes 246 amino acids. NCBI's taxonomy places the organism in Eukaryota, Metazoa, Chordata, Mammalia, Rodentia, Muridae. Gene Ontology annotation, molecular function: serine-type endopeptidase activity. The record is from RefSeq and is a predicted model, not a curated record.